AGGAAGAGAUCAGAAAAUGGCUUUCAACUUGGAUGGUAUCAUUAUUGAAACAGAAAUGGAGGCGAUAAAGAAAGAUUUGCUCAGGAAGUCCACGAAGGGUGACUGGAAAGGAGUUAUUGAUAUCUAUAAGAAGCACCCAGAAGCUCAUGCGGCAAAGCUCACAAUCAACGAGGACACAGCAUUACACAUAGUUGUCUCCAGUGACCGAGAAGAGAUCGUGAAACAACUUAUGAACCUAAUUUCUACUCAUCAUGCAGAAGGCCAAGCGAUACCUGAAUUUAAGAAUAAAAGAGGGAAUACGCCUCUCCAUGUUGCUGCAUCAAUGGGGAGUGUCACUCUAUGCAAGAGCUUAGUUAAUGCAACUGGUCAACUUGGUUUAUCAUUUAUGGAAGCUCGUAAUUGUAAGAAAGAGACUCCGCUUUUCUUGGCAGCACUUAGUGGUAAGAAAGAUGCCUUCAUUUGCCUUCACAAAGUCUACCAGGAGAACAACCUUAACUACAAUGACCUUUACCGUCGGAGCGACGAUGAUGACACUAUUCUUCACGUUGCUAUUGCUACAAAAUGUUUUGAUUUGGCAUUAGAAAUAAUUACGUUGUAUCCGAAACUAGUACACUUCGUCAAUAAGAAAGGCUUUUCCCCUCUCCAUGUGCUGGCGAACAAGCCUUCCGCAUUUGAAAGGGCAACCAUGUAUGGAUUCGUAGUAACGCACCUUGCUAAAUGCUUUCCCAGGAUCAAAAGUAGGAUAAGAGCAAUUCAGGACCAAGAAAAUGCCGCUAAAGUCAUGAAUGAACUUGUAGAACGUAUUGCAGCGCCAUAUGAACAAGCAGAUGGUGGGACGGACCCCAACAAAACCAUUAGAUCACCUCAGAUGGCAGAGGAUCCAAAGCAGAAAACUCCAAUCAUUGGGAGUACUAGUGAAAAAGUUUCAAUCGCAAGGGAGACACCCAUACUAAUUGCAGCAAAAAAUGGUAUUACCAAAAUGGUUGAGAAGAUCCUUGAAAAUUUUCCCGAGGCUGUAUAUGACUUGGAUCCAAGCAUGAAGAAUAUUGUGCUAUUGUCAGUGGAGCAUAAGCAAUGUCACGUUUAUGAGCUCUUACUCAACAAGAAGAAGAAGAAAGUUAUUCCUGACAGUGUUUUUUGGGAGGUUGAUAAAGAAGGCAAUACUGCACUGCAUCUCGCUGCAAAGGUAGCAAAUUCUAAUACAUGGCCAGUUCCAGGAGCCGCAUUCGAAAUGAAUUGGGAAAUCAAAUGGUUUGAGCAUGUACAAAGGUCCAUGCCAGAAUGGUACCCUUUUCUCUGCAACAAGGCAGGUGAAACACCAAGGGAGGUCUUCACCGAAUCACACGAGGAUCUUGUCAAACAAGGACAAAAGUGGCUGACCAGCAUUUCCGAGCAGGCAUGCCCGAUUGCAACAGGUCUCUUUGUCGCUGUUGCAUUCUCCACAUCAUCCAAUGACGGAUUCAAUUUUAAAGACCCUAAAUUACAAGGAGUAGUAAGACCGUCUGCAUUUAGUUACUCACUCCUCGUACCCGCAGCCUCCUUCUUCUUUUCAGUGGUAGCAGUGUUCUGUUUCCUACUGAUGAUCUGCUCGUCUUACAGUGAGAGCAGCUUUCGCACAGGCAACAGAUUGAGGGUGUUUCUUCUGGGGUUAACUGCCUUUUACUUAUCUUUUAUUAGUAUUUUGGAAUCUUUCUCUCUUGGACAUUUCUUAACGGCCAUAAAAGAGCUAGACACAACUGACUAUUUACCUAGCUAUAUGACAUUAGUGGUGGGGUACUAUACUCUAGCACUAAUAGUACCGAUGCCAUUCUACCUUCACAUGGCAUGGGCAUUCUUUCGCGGGCCGCAUACUAUGAAUUUAGUGAUUCCUGGAUUUUUUCCUACCAAGAAUUAGUCAGUAAUUCCAUUUCUAGCUAGCAGCUUCUUCAAGAGUUUGGUGAUUCGGGCUUAAAAAAUAUCGAUAGAUCAACUCCUUUAUGCAAUUCCUAAUGAUUAAGUGGAUAUGUGUGUUGUAUUUCAUUAAUCUAUACAUCUGGUUAUUUUGAAUGAUCAUAUUCUCUCUCUCAUCUGCU
Juglans regia (Persian walnut) is the source of this 2072-nucleotide messenger RNA. RefSeq lists its product as uncharacterized. NCBI's taxonomy places the organism in Eukaryota, Viridiplantae, Streptophyta, Magnoliopsida, Fagales, Juglandaceae. The record is from RefSeq and is a predicted model, not a curated record. The transcript is spliced from 5 exons. Gene Ontology annotation, molecular function: protein binding. The coding region runs from base 17 to 1894 and encodes 625 amino acids.